UCUCAACCUUUGAAUCGUCGCUCGCUUCCUAACCAGAUCUUCCAAAAGCCUCAAACUUUACUGUAUCAUCCUCAUCGCUUCCCAUGGCUGCUUCAGCUGCUUUCUCUGUAUCUUCACCUCCUUUCGUUCCCUCUUCUUGCAAAAUUAGAAGACCCUUUCUCUUACUUACUCCAAAAAGCUUCAAACCCGUUUCAGUUAGAGCUUCUGUCGGAAACCCCUCGAUCUCCAUCGUUGACAAAGUCCAAACUAAGACAAGCAAGUGGCAGUGGAAGUUCAAGGGAAACUCGAUCGGUAUCCAUUACGAAGAGCAUGAGGGAGAGAAGAGUGAAUCAGCUAAGAAUAUACUGAUGAUACCAACGAUAUCUGAUGUUAGUACCGUGGAGGAGUGGAGAUCUGUGGCUAGAAAUAUUGUGGAGCGUGAUGGGGAUGUUAAUUGGCGUGCCACUAUUGUGGAUUGGCCUGGUCUUGGUUACUCUGAUAAGCUUAAGAUGGAUUAUGAUACAGAUGUUAUGGAGAAGUUUGUGGUUGACUUUAUGAACUCACCUGAGAGUCCAAUGAGUCAGGCAGGUAAUGAUGAUAUAGUAAUCAUUGGAGGAGGACAUGCAGCAACACUAGCUGUCCGUGCUACACAACGUGGGCUACUAAAACCAUCAGCUAUUGCUGCUGUCGCACCUACAUGGGCUGGACCUCUCCCUAUUGUGUUUGGACGUGAUUCCUCCAUGGAGACAAGGUAUGGUCUGCUAAGAGGAACACUAAGAGCACCUGGAGUUGGUUGGAUGAUGUACAACAUGCUAGUGAGCAACGAGAAAUCAAUCGAGUCUCAGUACAAAUCUCACGUUUACGCAGAUCAAAGCAACGUGACUGAGGCCAUAAUCCAAAGCAGAUACGAGUUAACAAAGCAGAAGGGAUCACGUUACGUCCCUGCAGCUUUCUUAACCGGUUUACUCGACCCGGUUUCGUCCCGGGAGGAGUUUCGACAGCUGUUUGCUGAUUUGGAAGGGAAGCUUCCUGUUAUGGUGAUGUCAACGAAAGGAGCUCCAAAGAGAUCAAAGGCUGAGAUGGAAGCACUGAGAGGAGCUAAAGGAGUUAGCAAAUUUGUGGAGGUUGAAGGUGCACUCUUGCCUCAAGAAGAGUAUCCUUCUCUUGUUGCUCAAGAGCUAUACAACUUCUUGCAAGAAACCUAUGCAUCUUCCAAGUGAGUUCACUAUGUGAGCCCAGGCCAUUUCAUAUAUAUACCUCUACUGUUUUCUACGAUGUUCUUUUUUAAUUGAAUACAACUUUUUGCAAUAAUUAGUUGAUGUGUUCAGUAUCUAACUAAUAAUCUUAUUUACAUUUUUUCAAGAUUACCAGCAACAUCUUUAAGAACA
Eruca vesicaria subsp. sativa (arugula) is the source of this 1367-nucleotide messenger RNA. NCBI's taxonomy places the organism in Eukaryota, Viridiplantae, Streptophyta, Magnoliopsida, Brassicales, Brassicaceae. The record is from the annotation of a GenBank genome assembly.